AUGGUUAAGAAUCUGAUAUUAACCUACUACCACAUUCCUCGCCACGGACCUCCCUCACUAGAGGGAUCACAGCCGGUGGAUUCAGGGGAUGGACUCCCUGUUUCUGCUGAGCCAGGACUGACUCAUGACAUCCUUGUAUCCCGCACGUCGGUCCGGCCAAAAGCCUGCAAUCAAGUGACUGGGAGGUGCAAGGGAGGCGGUUUGGAGUCGCCUCCAACAAAUAAGCUCCACAUGUCCACUCCGGGAGAACGGAAGUUCUCCCAAAAAUUCAUGGGACUAGAGGCUUGCAACCUGCCAAUGGGUUUUAAAUUUUAUGCAAAAUACAGUAAUAGAAAAGAGUCUCCUGAUUCCGGAGGAAAGCCUGGUACGGUAGUGCCAGGUAGGACGAGGUUGCAGGAGUCAUAUAGGCUACCGAAACGGAAAAGGACUAGGAUGGCGAUCUGUACUUAUAACGCACGUAAGCUUGCAUCGGAAGCGGUCAUCGAAGAUCUGAUGAUGCAAGCCAAGAAGAUCAAGUACGACGUCAUCCGACUGACCGAGAUGAGACGACGUCACCCUCUCAACGCCGUAUAUGAAACUGGAGAAGAACUGUUCUUAGGAACAUGCGACAGUAGAGGUGUUGAUGGAGUUCUCGUCCUCGUCAACACGAGUAUGGCAAAGAACAUUGACUCUUUCGAACAACUUACGACCCGAAUCGGACGUCUGCGGAUGAGAAGAUGUGGCCCAACACCAGCUUUGACUAUCUUCGUCGCUUACGCUCCAACAUCAAGCUACGAUGAAGAAGAAGUUGAAGCUUUCUAUAUGGACCUGAAGAAGUUCUACCGAGAAGAUCAUGCCUUCUACAAGGUCAUAAUUGGCGAUUUCAACGCCAAAGUUGGCCCAAGAAGAACGCCGGAGGAACUUCACAUCGGGACCCACGGCCUACAAUGGAAUGACCAGGGGGAGAGGCUCUCCGAGUUCAUCAUGACGACUAAGACCAUCCAUGGGAACUCACAAUUCCAGAUGCACUCCUCUCUACGCUGGACGUGGGAGUCACCCGGUGGAGGGCACCGUAAUGCAAUAAACCACAACAUCGUCAAUAAAAGAAGAUUUUUCUUCACAAGGAGAGCAGAGGAAGCCGCCAAGUUCAGAGAGAGAAAUCCCAGAACUGUCAUCAACUGGGAUCUCUUCGCUACACUAGCCGGCUUUUGGGAAGAUUCCGCAAUGGACAACAUCGACGAGGAAUAUGACCGGCUCGUUGAACACCUUCACGACUGCGCGAAGAAGGCUGAGAGUUUUAAAACCACCAAGAGGCGCCUGUCUCUUGAAACUCUUGAGCUGAUACGCCAGCGUGGAGCAGCACGAGCCGCAGAGGGGGGAGCAUCCGCUAUGCCCGUCCAGACUUCGCCAGUUGCAAGACAAGGAUGA
Messenger RNA from Necator americanus (New World hookworm), 1407 nucleotides. RefSeq lists its product as uncharacterized. The transcript is spliced from 3 exons. The coding region runs from base 1 to 1407 and encodes 468 amino acids. The record is from RefSeq and is a predicted model, not a curated record. Lineage: Eukaryota; Metazoa; Nematoda; Chromadorea; Rhabditida; Ancylostomatidae.